AUGUAUUCGUUGUCUGAUGAAAGCCCGGCCAAUCCUCUCGGUCCCGACUGGACGCUCUCCCCACACUGGACGAACGGGAAUCGUUUCAUAUCCUAUUCGAUCGAACCCGCUUGUCUCGACCAGACGCUCGUCCCCGCUGCCGAACGGGCGACCAACAGGACCUACCUCUUUGCCAAGACUCGGGACUAUAUCGAAUCACACCACAACGACACGGCGUGGACGUUGGACGAUCUGGGCGGCGUGAUCGAUCGUCUCGGACUCGACAUGAUCGCGGGGAUUCGGGACGAGGACGACGAGACGUCUCGAGAUCACUUGAAAUCGCUGGGGAUCGACAACAAGGGCAGGCUGGACGCGCACAGCUUUAGAGGGUACGUCUCGUCGUCCCGCUUGUUCGUCGGUGUGGGGAGGCCACGCAUCAGUCCGAGCCCGUUGGAAGCGCUCUGUCUGGGCGUGCCAUUUAUCAACCCGAUCGGGAUUUACGAUCACGAGGAUGUGUGGAACGUGUCCGCCUGGAACUCGCAGCAUUGGGCAUUUCAGCAUAUGGAGCCACCUUACGUCUACAACGUCUUUGCUCGCGACAUAGCAGGUCUCGAAUCGGCCAUCGUAGCGGCGCUCGCCCAUCCCAUUGAUUCGUGA
Messenger RNA from Filobasidium floriforme, 636 nucleotides. RefSeq lists its product as uncharacterized. Gene Ontology annotation, molecular function: alpha-1,6-mannosylglycoprotein 6-beta-N-acetylglucosaminyltransferase activity. Lineage: Eukaryota; Fungi; Basidiomycota; Tremellomycetes; Filobasidiales; Filobasidiaceae. The transcript has 2 exons. Gene Ontology annotation, biological process: protein N-linked glycosylation. The record is from RefSeq and is a predicted model, not a curated record. The coding region runs from base 1 to 636 and encodes 211 amino acids.